UCGAAAAUGGCGUUCUGUACAGCUGUGGGUUGCGCAAUUUAUAUGUAAAUGUGUACGAAAAUCUUAAUAAAAUUUAUAUUUUGUGUGCUAUAAAUAAUCUAGACACUGAAAAUGUUUCAUAUGCGUAAUUUUUGCGGUCAAUAUUGUAUAGUGCUUUAGUAUUUUUUCGUUAGUGUAAACCUGUCAGGGACCGUGUAUUUUUUGUGUUGUGGUGAUGUAUUAAAAUGAUAAAUAAUGAAACGAAAAAUAAUACGGCUGUGCAAAUAAUGUAAAAAUGAUGGCUGUGUUAUGGGUGAUUUUAAUUUUGGCUUCAACGGGCCUUCAAUUGGUACAAGGAUUGCCUGUUACCCCAGUGCUGCGGGUCUACUACUACCCGCACGAAGCAAAGGUGUCCGAGGAUACAGAAGAAUGGAAUUGGGAAAAAUUGUACACAUCACUGGGGGCGCUGGCAGUGUUGCUGACUUUUCUAGGACUACUAGUUGGUUGCGCCUGGUGCUUCAGGCAUAAAAGCUGUAAGCUGAGCGAAGAAACGGACAAUCAGCUCUUCGAUUCGAGUGUAUCACACCUCCACGAUGUUCGACACUCGCAGCCGCCCGACUCGGGCUUCUCCGAAUCAGUCAACAACAACAUCAACGAAGACAACAACAACGGGCCCAUCUCACUGCGAGAAAUGCAGAAUAUCGCAAACAACAAUGCCGCUGUGUAUAUCGUUAGUGAGAACGAGGAACGAAACCGCAAUAGUAGAGAAUCGAUGGUCGAGUUUGAACCUCUCCCGGCGAGGAUUCGAGUACUUGACCCCCUCGAAGAUUGUGCUGAUUGGUUUGCUGGUGAAGAUUUUCCAAGAAAUCAAUUGCAGUAUCUUCGAGAAAUUGGGCGCGGAUGGUUUGGCAGAGUGGUGGAAGGCGAAACAGAAGAUGGGGCGGGCACCAGUACAGUUGCCGUCAAAAUUCUUAAUCAGAAUGCAAGUCUUGAAGAUAAAGCAAGGUUUUUGAAUGAAGCUCGUCCAUAUAGAGACAUGAACCACGAGAACGUCUUGGGAUUCGUUGCAAAAUGCCUCCAAGAAGAUCCCUGGAUACUUAUAUUUGAAUUAUGCUCCAUGGAUCUACAACAGUACCUAAUAGUGAAUCGACCAAAGAUGGCCAUUUUAAACGAAAGCGGGGUCCCAUUGCAACUCAUGUGUGACGUCGCUUCCGCUCUCGCCUAUAUGCACUCUAGGGGAUUCCUAUACGGAUGCCUGUGGAGCGGCAACGUACUGGUCCGCGGGUCGGACAGCCCGCGCGCUGUCGUGGGCCACUACGCGCGCAGCGAGCCGCAGACGAGCCCGCGGGCGCCCGAGGCCGCGCGACAGCCGCCCGUGUGCACGGCGAGCACCGACAUAUGGUCACUCGGGUACCUGGUGUGGGAGGUGUGCGCGUGGGGCGCCGCGCCGCCCGACGAGCCGCCGCCGCCCGACCUGCCCUGUCCUUACCGGAACCACUUGUAUCAAGUGAUGCAAUUGUGCUGGAACCCCAAUCCUGAGGCGCGACCGACGGCCGUUCAAGUACACGCUCUGUUGAAUCACUUACAUUAUACGCAUAAACACACUAGCGAUGCCACAAAAGACGACGGCUACGCCAGUAGUGAUUUUGAAGACCGGUGGCAGAGACUCAAACCUAACUCGAUACCAAAAAUAGAUGAGCAUGUCGCUAUUGUCCACGCCCCGUCCACAUCUAUGGCAUCACAUUUUACAGGCUCAGACCAGGAGUUUGAUAAUGGACAAACCAUCCAGGAUUCCCUCAGUGUCGAAAUGGAUACAGCCGUCUCUAGAUCUAGCAGCAUAAUGUCAGAACAAGAUCCUCUCUCGAUACAAAUAAAAUCUGAAAGCUUAACCAACCUUCACGGUUCUCUCGAGGAUGUGAGAAAUAUCUACCUCACGCACAACGAAACACCGGCUCUAGAAUGCCAUCAAGGGAACAUAAACCUUGAAGAAAACAAAGAGAAAGAACAAGAUCGCUCAGAUAGCUCUGUUGAUCCUUGGCUUAAAGAUAUAAUUACUGAUAGCCAAGAUGAUGUGAGUUACUAUAAGGAUGUUAGUGAUGUUAUUAAGAAUCUCGAUAACAUAUUAAAUUCAGAGAAAACUUCGAGCUCAGAGUCGAGUCACCAAGCUAGUCCUUCAAGGGAUAAUUUGAGUUUGGAAUGCAAGAAAGAUUAUCCUAUGCCCACUUCGAUGGUCAAGUCUCCAGGGAUCAGUAAUUUUCAAAAUAUUCUUGAAAUGGGUUUUGCUGCAGAGUCCGAUCUAACAGAAGAAGAUGAUGGAGAUCGCGAUACAAUUGGCACACUAAGCCAUUCAUUCGAACGCCAUAGUGAUACUACCAGCCAACAAACCCUCGAGAAUAUUACACCGGAAACGCCAAUUAAAGGAUUAGAUAUUUCUGAAAAUAUUGAAAUAAAACAAUUUACUGAUAUUGAACUAAACCAUAGUAAAAUAAAUGAACCAGAAAUCAAUGAUAUGCAUCAAGAUAGUGACCUGCCAAAAGAAAAUAGUAUAGACAGUAGUGAUAGUAAAGUACCCAAACUAAAGGAAUUAUGUGUAGCCUCAAUACCUAGUAUAAGUGAAACCAUUGAACAAGUGAUUUUUAAACAAGACUGUCAAACAUCAUAUUAUGAUAAUAAAUUAACAGAUAAUAAAACUGAUAGUACAGAAACCAAGUCAGUAGAUAUUAAUGAAAAAAAUGUUAACAAUGAAAUAGAAAAUAAAGAACAUUUUUUUACAAAUAUUGACACUGAAAAACAUAAGGAGGGGAAAAAGCCUGCAGAAAAAGAAACAAUAUUGUCUGUUAUAGAAGGACCGGAAGAUAACAAAGUGUGUGAUACUGUAUUGUUAUCUGAAUGUGAUUCUUCCUGUAAAGAAUCACGUGAUGAUUUUACAUCUUUGCCUGUUACUAACGAAAUCUUGCCCGGUGUUAAUGAUAAACCAGAUUUAAAUGAUUAUAAAUUUGAUAUCACAAAGGAAAUAAACAUUGCAAAUAAUGUAGAAAUAAUUGAAAAAAGUGAAAACAUAUUUGAAGGCAUUUCAGAAAAUAUUACACAUAACCAAGAACCUAACAGUUCAUUGCCGGAAUUCUUGUUAAAAUCUAAAGAUAAUUGUGACCUGGAAUCGCCGUUACUAUUUUUAAAUAGUUCUCCUAUAGAAACAAGUGAAGAUACGAGCUUACAAGUCAAUAAUACGAAUAUUACGAUAAGCAAAUGUCUUACACGAGAUGAUGAUUUUGCCAGUUUAAUAAAUAACUCUAUACAAGAAAAUCAAAAUGAUUUUAACAAAAUUGAAUCAAGUGCAGUGCUUUCAGUAGAUAAUUGUAAUCGAUUUAGUGAAAGUAGUAAUAAAAAUAAUUUAUUAUUAAAUGAAACAACUAAUCCUGUUAUGAUAAUUCAAGAAUUGUCUAAGACUGAUAAUACUGCUGUCGAUAAAUGCGAUUCGAUAAGUAAAUUAAUGAAUCUCGAAAAUAAAAAUGAGUUAAAAUUUACAAAUAAUGAUUUAAGUAAUAGUCAAUAUGAUAGAAAUAUGGAAGUCUUAGAACCAAUCAAUAAUGUUUUAAAAUAUAUAGAACAAGAUAAAGAGCAACCUGAAAUAGUACAAAUCGUUACAAACGUAGAAGUCUCAUCUCCUAUACAAAACCCUUCUUGUCUAGUGGAUGUUAACGAAGAAUGUGUAAACAUAGCAGAUAACAAUAUUCAACCAGCAUUUGAAAACGUGUUAUUACCUGAAGAAGUACAAAAUAGAAAUGAUAGCGAUGUGUUUAUUUCACAACCUAUAACAACAAAUAUUAUUGAUGAUGCAACCCUUAGAUUAGAAAAUGUUAUAAGUCCUAAAACAGACGUAACAGUGAAAGAUGAAUUGAGUGAUAGUACUGUAUAUAUGGAUCUCACUAAAAAUACUAAUGGUAACAUUUUAAAAGACUACAGCGCGGAUGAUACUGUUAAAUGUGUUAUUAAAUCUUGUCUCGAGGCAUCUCGUAUUGAAUCGUCUUGCUCGCUCGUUAAAAAUGAUUCAACGGUGUACUUAGAUCUCCCUAAUAUUAUAAGAGAAACUUAUAGCUUUUUGCAUGCAGAAAAAUGUAUUAGUAGCCAACAAAUAGAGUUUAAGGAUAAGAUAUGCACAAGUACACCUAAAGGAAGUGAUACUUCCACAGAUAAUAUUCAGGAAGUUGAUGCAAAAACGACAGAUAUAUUGUCGGAAACAAAAGUCCCCGAUUAUGGUCUCGGUGUGACACUGACAAAAUUAGAACAAAAAUAUGUACCAGAAAACAUAAGUCCUUUCGAAUCUCCUUCUAAGAGUCACCAUACGGAUACCUACGAUGAAAACAGUUCCGUUGUUUUAGGACCAUUCGAGAAUUGUACACUCGAAUUAUAUAAAGGAGUAAAAUCAAUUGCGGAACUAGCUGAUUUGCCUAAAGAAGAGCUGCUAGCGUUUUCGUCGAAUUUCAGUGACAUUAACCUCGAAACGCCAUCGCCAUUACGAGACGGAAAUUUUCUUAACGAAGUUCCGGAUCUUGUCCCUGACGAAUUGCAUUUCGAUCAAAUUGCAACAAUAAGCGAAUCAAAACCAGAAUCUCAAUCAAAUGAUGUGAUAUCAGAAGAAACUGAAGACCAAUCUUCGACCGAAAAACGCGUCUCACCUUUAACUCCACCUAAUUCGCCAGGAAUUUUUCUCGCAUCGACAUCACAAAACAAAUAUUUAGUUGAUAUAGAUAUCAACAGCCCAACUCAGGAAUCUAGCGCUUAUCAAGAAGCGGUAGAUUUGAACCAAAUAGACCUUCUAAUGACGACAAAAUUAGCAAUGGCGGAGAAUGAAAAUAAUUUAAACAUCGAAUAUUCUGGACCGUUAACUGAGGAAGGUUUGACAUUAGAUAACUCAGUAAUAAUGCGAGAUAACGAUGCGAUACCGGAAUCAUACUUGGCUGGUAAUGGAGGAUCAGUGGAGGACUUGGGAGAAAACCUUGUUAUUGAUGAAGAAAGAAUGAAAGAAUUGAGAAACGAGUUGGAAUUGAAAUUGCCAUUAGCGCAGGUGGCAGGCAUAGAACCAGAGGUGGAGGGUGAGUGGUCGGAGCUACCGCCACCACCCGAACUGGUGCUGACGUAUGGCGCACUUUCACCCAUCGCAGAGGAGACGCGCAUGCAACUCUGCGCGUACGAGAACGACGAUCAGUGGAAUACCUCAAUUCGUACCGAAUCGUCGGCAAGCUAUCCCGAACCCUGCAACAACUCAACUGACGAGGUGACCGACUUACCCACAGCUGCCAACAGUGUUCCGCAACACUCCACUUACACUAUCCAUUCAAAAGAUCCAUCGAACUACACGUACACGGUGCAGAAAGAAGCCAUUAGCAGCAAGGAAAUAACAAUGUCUGCAGAUAGCUUGAAUGCCAGCCCGCUAAAAAAGAUACAGGAAACCCAAUCGCCAAUAGAUGACAGAACUUACAACAAAAACGAAGACGAAAAAGAAUCGAACUGCGAAAGACUUUCACAAGUGUCCCCUUUUCUUCUCAGCCCCACAACGGAAACGUCCGUCCCCGAGAGCUCUGAUAACCCGAUCGGUCUGUCUACGUUCUCUAAAACGACAGUACCUACAGAUGCUAAAUCCUCUAAACCAUCCGAAACCCAAUGCUUGUCGAAAGCUACAAGUAUCGAUUCGUGGUGUUCGAACGACACUCUCUACAACGUAGAAGAAAACUUCGACGAUCUCGCUAUGGAUCCUGAUGUUCCUCUAGAUUUCGAAACUGAGAUUGAGAAAGAUAAAAGUGAAAGCGACGACACCCUUACUCAUAACGAGGACGAGAAGGAAGCGAGCCAUUGCUCGACCUAUAUAAUUCACGACAGCAAAUCCGAAGUGUGCGGUACAUUUUCACCAGAUUCAAUAACCGCCAACGACAACUAUACGUACACUAAAAUGAGAACAGACGUGGCGACUACCACGCCCUCUGUUAUAACGAAAUCAGAUUUAAAUGAUUCUACAAAAAAUACUCAAACAAAAGAUCUAGCGUACGGUACUCUAAUGUCUGGACACCCGUCUUAUUCUAAUUGCACUACAGAAUUAGGGUCCGGUAUGGAAGAAGCAUGGAAACUUCUGCAGCCUGAAUUAGUAAGAAGAUCACCCAUAGGUGACGAAGUCAGUUUUACGCCACCUAAACAGGUUGAGAAGAAGGAAAUUAGUAUAAUGGAAAGUCCGCAACUAACAUCAGAACCACGUAUUAAGAAAAUGCAUAGCGUGGAAAUUACCUGUUUAAAAGAUGAUUCGGCAGAGAGUAACAAAAGUGACACCUCUGAACCACAAAUUGCUCCUGAAACAAAUAAUAGCCCUAAUAUUUAUUUCAUGAAUAUGGCGCACUCCGCAACGAGUACACCUUUUGCUGUAAACGUCGAAAAUAGUGAAAACAUAGAAUCAAUACCAAUUCACCUACAUCACAUCGAAGCAGAAAAUAGUGAAGGCAUUGCUAAUAAUGUCCCAAAUUUUCGAUCAUUUUUUCAGUCAGCUGAAAUCCGACCGCAAGAUAUUUCUUCAAACGUAAGCAAUGAAGCUCAAAGCACCGAAAUUUUGCUAGAGGGAGAAAGCAAGACAUUAAGUCAAGAUAAUACUAGAGACAUGGCAUCAAAAAAUCCCUCAUAUUCGGAUUUCGAAAACUCGGCAACGACAAAACCACAGGAUGUCUACACGAGUGAGAAAUCUUGUCAAAGUAUGGAAAGUGGAAUCAGCUCUGAAGAAUUUCGCCAUUUUGAAAAUUCAGUAAAAAACCGCCCUCAAGACCUUUCUUCGCUAAUCGACGCUAGCUCUCUUCUACUAAACAGCGAAAGAAGAUCUAGUGAACUAGUCAUGGGCAGUCUAACGAACACAGGUUUUGAUCUCACUAGUCAAUCCGAAAGUCAAACGGUCAACACGGAGCCAGAAUCUCUUGUUUUUGUCUCAUCAAAUUAUACAAAUUUAUUAGAAUCUCAUAAUGUAGACAGUAGUCAACCACUAAAUGUAUUUGUUACUGAUUUAGAUGCGGAAGAAGAGACGGAACAACCACAUUCUAUUAUUAUAACCGAAAGCCCUUUAACUGCAUCUAAAGUUAGUCCUAACAGAACUUUCGACUCGCACGCAAAAACUAAUCGUACGGAUAUGAAUUACACAUAUGAUUCCCAUGCGAGUAGUUAUCAGCCAAUAAAAAAUAUAUGGCAAAACGACAGUUUAAAUUCUGAAAAGUUAAACGGAGAAGGCGAAAACAAAAUUGACAGACAAAUCGAAUCUACAAAUGAUCUUGGUGAUUGUUCUUUAACGAGCAAUUAUAUAACUAUUGAACAAAAUGAUCCAGAAAUGUCGUCGUCGCAAAGUGAAAUAAUUUUAAAAGAUAUUGGGACAACUAAUUUAACAGACCAGAAAAAUCCCGAAUCGAGUACCAAAUGCAAUGGAAGCAAUGAAAUGUUUGCUAUCGUAAAUUUUCUGAACGAAACCUUUGAAGAGCUGGUGGAAAGCAAUGUUGAUGAUAAUGAGAUCGGUAGUGAUAUCAACAAAGACGUUCAAACUUUAAAUUCUAAGAAAGUAACGGAAACCCGGUCAGAAACAGAGCCGCUCAAAGAGGAGCCUGUCGAGAAAGAGGCGUCUUGUAAUAAUGGGCAGUGCGAUAAUACAUUUUUUCCCAAUGGGGUUUCCCAGGAAGAAAAACAAAUGGCUUCAGUAACGGAUGACUUUUUAAAAAACGAAAAAAAAUUUUGUCAGCUCGAUUCUUAUUUCCCCCUUCUAAGCGAUAUUAGAUUCACAGGUCCAGCGACAGAAAUAAUGACUACAUCGUUCACUCAAGAUUCCCCAACAGAACCCACUUCUCCUGAGUGCGAGCAAAACAGCAAACCUGAUCCAUCAGCGGAAAUACUAAAAGAGUGGGACAGCGAUAGCGAUUCGCAUUCCACGAAUUCAUCUAGCGGCGAAUUUAUUUGGAAGGACGGCGACGGACACGAGACCGCGGUCGUGCCGUCCACGCACUUUGACCACCAGCGUGACAGCGGGUCCCAGCCGAGCUGCACAGACGAAGGUGCAGCCGAGGGCGAAGCACCUUCCUCUGCGUCCGGAGACUCCGGUUCCGGCUCAGAAGGCGACGAGGUGGAGUUCGUGCCUUCCUCAUGGGACUGUCUCGCCGCGCCCUCCAAAUCGUCGCUCAGAAGCAUGGAACAGCCACAGGACAACAAGAAGCGAGUGGUGUUCAAGCGGCAGAAGUACCACUGCGUGUACGAGUACCCGCGCGAGGCGCCCGACGCCGACGCCGACUCGCCCGCCGCCUACCUGCCCGACUACUCCACCUACUCCGAGUGGGACCCCGCGAGCGCCGAAGACGCAGAGUUAGGAUAUGGACAACUGUUUGGAGCUCCGAAUCCUUUAGACUUAUUUCCUCUACGGGCCGGUAUCGCAUUCGGAGCAGAUUAUGAUGAAGAUUUCUUCAUAUCAUCAUCGGCACGUCCGUUCGAAAGCCUGGGUGUCAUGUCUACCACCAGCCAAUUUUUCCCUGGCAUGCACUACAAGCCGACCCUCGAACGCGAUCUGUCCGACGAGCUGAGCGAGGACUUCCCUCCGCCGCCGUCGCCCCUGCCACCUCCUCCUGCUCUUGUGCAGACCGAGACGCCCUUCCUGGACUUUACCACCCCGGACUCGGGAGUGGAAGAUAUCACUCCAGGCUCGUUGACCGACGACGACUACAAAGUGAAGAAGUUGCCGGACAACGAGGCCGGCCAGUGCUGGCGCUCCGUCGACAGCGCGAGCUCCAGCGAGUCCGUCAGUCCGAGCUCGCCCGGCGGGGAGGCGCUCGGCGGGCUGCGCCACACGCGCGACAAGCUCAAGCUGGACCUGCCGCCCAGCCCGCACGUGCCGUCCCCCCGCCACGCCCGGGUCUUCAACUUCGUGCUCGACAAGCCCAAGCGGCCGCGCGACGACCGGCCCGUCGAGCCCGCCACGCCGCUCGUCAUGAGCGACGAGACGCCCGUCGUGGCCGUGGCGCUGCCGCUCCCACGGGACAGCGACGACGUCAUGCCCGAGCCCACCUUCUCGACCUUCGGGAAGACCGCGCACUGCAAGGCCGGCCAGGCCGCCGACGCGGAGAAGAGCAUCGUCCUCACCGACGAGGUGGAGCGCGCCGCCGCCGUCGACGAGGCCAAGGAGGACGGCCCCGGGAAGGUGGAGCCCGUGCGCGGGGAGGGCACGCUGCUCGACAGCGGCGACGAGGACUCUGGCAUCGAGAGCAGCUCCAAGGCUACACUCGAGCGGGACGAGCCGCCGUCUCAUGUAGCUUAAAUAGGACCGAAUAGAUGUAGAUUUGUUAUCGUUUAUGUGUCCACGGUGUAUCGGCUCGUGCUGUACCAGUCAGGACACGGGGGGCGACGGGACUGAGGAUUUAUAGGAUAUCGGAAGUUAUCCUCGCACCUCGGCCGAAGUGUUCGAUGUGAGCGACGGCAGUAGUGAGUCCGUCGAUGUGCUAUGAUAAUGCCAUUAUAUAUUAAGAUUAUCAACAAUCUUAAAGUUAUAAGUGUUUCCUAUUCGUAUUUCAGUUUUUAUUUUGCAUGACAUUUUUAUACAUAUCUGAAUUCGAACGUUUUAUACGGUUCUAUUAAACUGUACACAAAUAUUAAGGCGGCGUCUUCUAGGAAACUAAACAGCGAUGAAAUCAUUAGUUAAUAAUACAUAAUAGUCACCAGUGAUUCUUUCAACACAACUAUGGUACAAAUAGCCGUGAAUUAUUCUAAAUAUAUAUGUAGAUAUAGCGCUUCGAUUAUUAUUAUACUGAUUAUUUAGGUUAAAGCGAGCCGAUCCUUUGGCGACCGCGACAGCGGCCUACUCAGUUUUAUACAGCUUCUAUAGAGUUUCUUAUACUUGUUAGGAAUUUCAUACGUAAAGUUUUUAUUAUUUCAUAAGUUGUAGUGAUUUUGAAUAUUAUAUGUAAUUUAACAUUAUAUUCGAUAACAUGUUUUAUUAUUAAAAUGUGAGAAUGUUGCAAUCUCUAAUUGGCAGUAGAAUUAAUUGAAAAAUAUCUUUAUAAAUUAUGUAUUUGAUAAAAAAAUACAAUUUAUUACACGUACAUACAUACAUACAUACAUACGUACAUAUGUAUCCGAACAAAAUUUAAAAUCGAAAAUUUAUCGUUCUUGUGACAUUACAUAUACGCACAAUAAACCGCAUCGUGUAAAAUUAACCUCAUCGAAAUUGAGGGUGCAGUUUCAUUAUUAUGGCGUUAUUUUAAACUUCUGCUUUCAUUAUCUGUUUUUUGUUUUUUUAUUGACGUUUAUUUGUCGCUUUAAUAACAUUGCAUGUUUUUUUAACUGCACCCAACAUACAUACAUAACGUUCAAAUUUCAAAGCCAAUUUCUAGUUAAGUGAAAAUUUUUAUUAGAUAAGGUUUAGAUAUAAAAGCGAUGGUGACAGAUCAUUGCGUAUUUAUGGAUAUCUCGGCGACACGACACACUCCAUGUAACAAUUUUUACUUGUAUACAAUUUUAACACACUGUAGUCUUAGAUAAACACGACAUUUGGAAGGUCAGAAGGGUAUAUAAUAUAUUGAUGAUAAUUUUCAAUAAAAUCCGCACGUAAUUAUUUAUUGUCGCGUGUGCCGCCGAGUCGCCAAUAAGUGUGUGCCACGAGAUCGAGUCAUCAAAUAUGCAAUACGUCCAAAUGUGAACCUCAUGUGCAAUUCUUCUCAUUUCCAUAUCAUCGCGUUUUAGUUGUUUAGUUACUGCUGUAAAUAUAAUUUAAAAAGUUAUCGAAGAUGAAAAUUUUUUUAUUAAGGAAAUUUAUUAUUCGUAAUACGUUUUUAUUGUUCUGAACUUAUUUUUUACAGUUUUUAGAAUGUUUCGUUAAUGUACAGGUGUAAAUACGCGGUAGAUGUUCAUUUUGUUGCGAUUACAAUGUAGGGGUAUUGAUUGGUUAGAAUUUAGAACGUAAAAUUUAUUUCCGAAAUUAACUCGAGGUCGGCAGGCUGUAGCGCACUACAGCGCUUUAAAGCGCACCUAUAGGCGCUACUGUCAAAAGAGUAAAAUAAUUUUUAUAAAUUAUCUAUUACGUUUAGAAAUGUUUCCAAUACGAUGGAUUUGUUUAGAUUACCUUUAUAAUGAAAACAAGGAAUUAUUUGAAUGAAUUGUCCAAUAAUAAUUAUGGUAUUUAUUGUUUGUAAGUUGUUGUUUUGUAUGAGCCGGCGGCAGUAUUUAGUGAAUGUGAACGCAUUGGAAGUCUUUUCAUAUUGUGACUUUGUCGAGUCUUUAAAAGUAUUUAUAUGAAAAAAAUAAAUAAUUAAUAAAACUUGUGACU
This is a messenger RNA of Nymphalis io (European peacock), 11296 nucleotides long. RefSeq lists its product as uncharacterized. The coding region runs from base 275 to 9292 and encodes 3005 amino acids. The transcript has 19 exons. The record is from RefSeq and is a predicted model, not a curated record. Gene Ontology annotation, biological process: protein phosphorylation. Gene Ontology annotation, molecular function: protein tyrosine kinase activity; ATP binding. Lineage: Eukaryota; Metazoa; Arthropoda; Insecta; Lepidoptera; Nymphalidae.